AUGGACGCCCCAGAAGCAAUAUCCGGCCCACAGCGGUCCCUCUCCCACAAGCUGCGCCGGCAACCAAAACUCGAAAUACCACCACCAGUCCACCACUCGCCGGUCGAGCGAUCUGGGUCUACCGCUGGGAGCGAUGACGAGAGCAGUAUAAAAGAAUUCAAUCUUUUGAAAACUGAGAAACAGUCGACCAACGCGCUAGUCGGGGGCUCGGAAACUAGAAAGAAUACGACAAUAUGGGGUUUACGCCGUGGGAAAGCGGUGUUAGUGGUGGCAUUGGUGAUCGUGGUUGUGCUGGCGUCGGUGGGAGGUGGGAUAGGGGGUGGGUUAGCUGCGAGUGCGAGGAGGACCUCCAACGCGGACAACCCCAUGAUCGUCAUGAUGCCCACCACAAUCAUGAUGCCAUCCACAGCCGUAGUCGCCAACCCAACAACAUCACCAUCACCACCACCAGCCCAAACACCCACCACCAACGACGACGACACCAACAUCGACGGUUCUACUUCCGCCUUUACUCCCAUCAAAGUCCCAACCCAAGGCAUCCUCGACUUCGACUGCGGCCGGCUCUCCACCAACCGCCAGCUCAUCACCCUCGGCACCGCCACCUGGGGCUUCGACGUGCAGUGCAUGAUGGACUACAUCGGCCCCGGCGUCGACGUAGCCGGGAUGACGGCGUACACUUUCGGGGAUUGUUUGCGGGCGUGUGCUAUGUUUAAUAGGUUUGCGCGGAAUAAUACGUGUUUGGGUGUGUUUUUUAGUGCGAAUUUGACGACGAGUUUGCCCAUGUAUGGGGGGAAUUGUUUUUUGAAGGGCUAUUUGCCGUCGAUGUCGGCGGAGAAGGAUUUGGCGGCUGCUGCGGCUUUGGUGGAGGCGCCGCAGUUUAUGAAGGGGGUUGAUAAUGAGGUGGUGAAGAGGAGGUUGAUAUGA
Molecule: messenger RNA, 924 nt
Organism: Dichotomopilus funicola
Lineage: Eukaryota; Fungi; Ascomycota; Sordariomycetes; Sordariales; Chaetomiaceae
Exons: 2
Coding region: 1-924 (307 amino acids)
Source: RefSeq, a predicted model, not a curated record